Molecule: messenger RNA, 217 nt
Organism: Trichomonas vaginalis G3
Lineage: Eukaryota; Parabasalia; Trichomonadida; Trichomonadidae
Product: MULE transposase domain-containing protein
Exons: 1
Source: RefSeq, a predicted model, not a curated record
AUGGACUGCGCACCUCAAAUCACAAAUGCUGUUGAAACAGCCAUCCCCUUAUGCCAGAUCAUUUGGUGUGGCGUUCAUGUGUUGCGCGCUGUCAUGAGAAAGGCUGAAAAGUUUCAAGAUCGUUCCAACUUCGAAACUUUCUAUAACUUAAUGAAGUUAUUGGUCUUUGGUUCUGAAGAGGAAGAAAUUGAUCCUGAUGAAGUUUACAACAAUUUAG